CGAGUCUGAAGUAGUACGGAAGACUUCGUGCGGCCUAGUCAGCUCACUCGUUCGUGUAUCUCCCGUCAAUUGUACCUUAAUUUCUUGCGUGCCAAUGGAUUUCAUAAAUUGUUCCGCAAAACCGCGCUCUUCGAAAGGUUGUUGCGGUCGCGAGGCAGCGGCAGACAGCAGUGAGCUCGGUAGCAGCAAUCAUAUUUAUGCGAACUUGGUCGAAUGCAAGAGCAAAGGUAUAAAUACCGACGAUUUCGUUCACGUCGAACCAAUGACGAUGGCAUCUAACUCGAACAGACGUAACGAAGAUUCCAGAAAGAGGCGUGCUCCUUGGUCGAAUUCGAAUGGCUUUGCGUACCAGCCUUCCCCCGUUUUUACUCGCAGCAAAAUGGGCAGCGAAGUCGAGGAAGACCCGAGGGAACCGACGCACCCUUCGUACAGAUUGCCGCACGAUGCAGACUUCCAGUGUCCCAGAUGUGGGCAGAGGAUGGAGGAGCCUAGACUCCUUCCCUGCCUGCAUCCUAUAUGCUUGUCCUGCGUUUACGAGUUGAUGAGCAAACCUCCGAGUGUUUCUUCAAGGAGCGACUUGCGAGACGACAAUCGAAUUUACGCGCAACCCGACAACAUUUACGAAACGUGCCCGUUGUGCGACUCGCAUUUGCCGAACGCCAAUUCCGCCGUACCGCCGCCGCACUAUCCCUUGCAACACCGCACAGUUAUGGACACCGUGCGACGUAGGCUGGUCAACAGAGUACUUUGCGACACCUGCACAGGCGAAGUUCCGGCGCUCAUACAGUGUUCAACGUGCUUGCGCAAUUUCUGCCCGGAAUGCGGCAGGCAGCACGAACAACAGAACAUCGCGGAAGCGAGAACGAUUAAACAUUUAAUGAGGCCACUGUGGGAGGCUACCAAAGUACGACGGACGAUCUUAUGCCAAACGCACCCGACGCACGCUUUAAGAUUUUAUUGCGUUGCGUGUCAGCAGGUAACGUGCAAAGAAUGCAUGUGGAGUGUGCAGCACAGAGGUCACGCCAGUGAAGACGCUGUCGGAGUGGGAAAAAGAGCUGCUGCAUACCUGGCAACGAUGUUGCAAAAAGCGAGAGUGUAUCUAAAUAAUCUAUUGAUUCAAUACAACCACGAUGUAUUUUCGACUAACGAUUUCGAAGAAGUAUACAAUUCACCCAAAGUUUGCAGGUAUGUCCGACUAUAUAUGUACAUUACCAAAGUGGAAAUUUAAAUUACAUUGUGCAAAUGUGAGUUUAAAAUUCGCUACACAAUGUUUCAGAAUUUAAGAAUGUUUCAAUUUUAAUUGUAUAAUAACAAUGCAGCAUUUUGAUGCGUACAGCACUAUGCAAGAGCAAACUCUUAUUAAUGUUAGUACAAUGCUGUGAUAUAAUUGUCAUGUGAUUUACAAGGGAAUAAGAUGAGCGAAAAAGAUAUAAUUGUCAUUUGAGGUAUAAAACAUACAUUCCAAAGCUUGACUGGUAUACAGACUGACUAGACUUAUUAAAAUGUGCGAUUUGAAUAUGUUUUUUGUUAAUGUAAUAUUAAGCAAGAGGCAAGCGUAUAUUGCGAUUAAUGUGCGAUUUGAAUCGUGUUAUGCUUAAGUUUAGUUAAAUAUAUUGCGAACAUUUGUAAUUAAUAAAUAAUAGAAAUACGAAUAGCACCUGA
Messenger RNA from Wasmannia auropunctata (little fire ant), 1662 nucleotides. RefSeq names its product transcription intermediary factor 1-beta-like. The transcript has 6 exons. NCBI's taxonomy places the organism in Eukaryota, Metazoa, Arthropoda, Insecta, Hymenoptera, Formicidae. Bases 95 to 1228 code for a protein of 377 amino acids. Gene Ontology annotation, molecular function: zinc ion binding. The record is from RefSeq and is a predicted model, not a curated record.